CGCCGGGAGUCGAGCGGCGGCCGGGCCGGCAUGGCGUGGCCCUGCAUCAGCCGCCUCUGCUGCCUGGCGCGGCGCUGGAACCAGCUGGACCGCUCCGACGUGGCCGUGCCAUUGACCCUGCACAGCUAUUCGGACCUCGAGAGCGAGGAGCCGGGCCCGGGCAGUGCCACUUCGCGCAAGUGCCCGUCCCCUGUGGGCGGCCGGGACCCCAGCCGGGACGUGCCGCUUACUCAGUACCAGCGGGACUUUGGCGUGUGGACAGCGCCCGCGGGGCCGAGAGAUACAGCACAGGCUCGCAGGCCCGGGGCGGGCAGCCGCAGGGUCAAGCCCCCAGCGCCCCCUUGCCGGGGGGUGUAUGUGCUCCCCAUCGGAGAUGCGGACGGAGCUGCAGCGGCGACCACGUCGUACAGACAGGAAUUCCAGGCCUGGACUGGAGUGAAACCGUCCAAAUCCACAAAGGCGAAACCCACCACAGUCAUCACAACCCACAGCUCCAGAUGGGACGGCAGCCCUGGGGCUGGCUUCCAGGUCCCUGAGGUGAGAAAGAAGUUCGCCCCUAAUCCCUCAGCCAUCUUCCAGGCCCCUGCACCCCGGAUCCUCAACGUGUGACUGUCCAUCGAGAGGAGUGAGCCCCGGGCAACAGAACCCGUGCCCCAGGGGCUGGGUGAGGUCUUGGUCCGGAUGGACCCUGUGCAGAGGCACCGCUCCUCGCGGGCAGAACAGAGGCCCAGGAGGACCACCACGCCACCCUCUUCUUCCUCAAGAAGUGUGCAGAAGGCUUCGGAUCUUUAACUGCCUCGUUUGGCCGCCCUUCGGUUUUUAAAUCUGAAGAACUUGAUCAACUCUACCAAGAACUGGUCCCUGGGGGCUGAGGAAUAUGGACAUAAUAGGUCCUUGGAAGAUCCAGUAAUGUCCCCUUUGUCCUCCCAGGCUGCAUGAUAAUUUUAUAACCUAUGGUAACCCAAGGCAAUAGCCUUGGAUAGUCCUGCAAAAGGCUCACUCGUUCAGGCUGUACGAGAAAUCUUAGGUUAUCCCCUGCGUGGGACUCAUGAUGAUGCCAACGAGUAACCACGGAGAAAUUCCCAAAGAAACAAAGUAUCAAUCAUACCGUUUCAACUUUAAAGACAAUUUCUUUAUGGCCAAGAUGACCCUGAUUUUAACCAAACAUUUCUUGGGAUGAGUGAAGUACCAAACCAAUGACAUUUACCAUGUGGUAGGGUUUUGAACCUCACAAGCUCCAGUGCUGUCCCCUUAACAUAUUAAUGACUAGAUGGGAACUACUAUACACACUGGCUAAAAACAGAGCUUUGGGGGGGAAAGGGUGGCAUUAACCUCAUUCCCUAAAAGACCUUUAAAAAGUCACCUCAUUACAGGGAGCUCACUACCUGUUGAGGAGGCAGCUCAUUUUGUUUUUGGAAGGCCCUCCCCUGACUUUCUCGAUAAAUUCCAGCUAAUGGAGCCACCUGGAACCAGCUUGGUCCCCUCUUUGCACAGCAGCCCUUGAAACAUCUGAAGGAGUCUGUGUUCCUUUUACAGCUGAGAGGCACCAGCUUGGGACAGUAUUGCUAAGGAAACUCAAGGAUUUCCCCUCGGAUCUUUAUUCCCCUCCAGCCCACAAGGGGCUUAGCUAGGUGAGCAUUUACUUUCGCCACAGGAGGUGGCGUUCAGGUUUUAGAAGCAGCUCAAGAGUGGGAGGUGGGGCGUGUUUCCAGCUCAGGCUGCAAGGGGGCCGUCCCCUCAGAGGUGCUAGCUCCUGGCUCCAGCAGGCACAGCCCUUCCCCUUGUUCCAACAGAGGAAAUGCUCUGAGAGAAUAAUUUUAAAGAGAAAAGCAAAACCAUAUGCUUACACAAAGGCUUCUAUUAUUUCAGACUUCAUUGGUUUGCAUGUUAGAUGUUUCUAAGAGAAAAGAGACUGCCUGCUGGGCAUUCUGUGAGAAGCAAACAGAUUAACUGUACAAUCUCAGAUUUUACUAAAAUGCAAAUGUACUGUUUCAACUUCUUGUUAACUUAUUUCUUUAAAUUACUUACAAACAUGA
Phacochoerus africanus (Common warthog) is the source of this 2036-nucleotide messenger RNA. It is a transcript of the gene MAP6D1, whose product is annotated as MAP6 domain containing 1. The record is from RefSeq and is a predicted model, not a curated record. Gene Ontology annotation, molecular function: microtubule binding; calmodulin binding. Gene Ontology annotation, biological process: cytoskeleton-dependent intracellular transport; microtubule cytoskeleton organization; regulation of microtubule cytoskeleton organization. Gene Ontology annotation, cellular component: Golgi-associated vesicle; microtubule; cis-Golgi network. NCBI's taxonomy places the organism in Eukaryota, Metazoa, Chordata, Mammalia, Artiodactyla, Suidae. The transcript has 3 exons. The coding region runs from base 31 to 609 and encodes 192 amino acids.